Messenger RNA from Engraulis encrasicolus (European anchovy), 4982 nucleotides. Its product is annotated as receptor-type tyrosine-protein phosphatase mu-like. NCBI's taxonomy places the organism in Eukaryota, Metazoa, Chordata, Actinopteri, Clupeiformes, Engraulidae. The coding region runs from base 294 to 4952 and encodes 1552 amino acids. Gene Ontology annotation, biological process: protein dephosphorylation. The transcript is spliced from 40 exons. Gene Ontology annotation, molecular function: protein binding; protein tyrosine phosphatase activity. The record is from RefSeq and is a predicted model, not a curated record. Gene Ontology annotation, cellular component: membrane.
GAGAGAGAGAGACACCCUCUAUCGGAGAAGAUAGCGAGCUACCUCGCUCUUCUCUGUUUGACUAAAGGCUUAAGGCUCCUCCUGGAAAUCUCUUGAAAGUCGGAGCGUGGUCGCGCGCGGAGUCGGUCACACAGGUAUUCUAGAGCAGCGCAGCGCUACACCGGUUGAAACACCGGCACCGGUACGGACGUGAAAGGCAAAAUCCCCCGGCGGACGGGAGGCGACACCUGUGAGGAGUUUCGUGUUACCGAACCCCGUGUCUGGGGCGAAGCUCCGUGCCUUCUCGGAGAGAGAUGGAUAAACUUCUGGCUUGUUUCUUCACGGCUGUCAGUUUGCUGGUUUCGGUCCGGGGGCAAGUGUUCAAAGGUGAUUGUGAAUUUGAGCGUCCCUACACCUCCUGCGGCUACAGCCAGGGCCGAGAUGACGACCUGGACUGGGAACAGGCCAACACAGUGGACAAGCCGCCCACAGACCAGUGGAUGCCCAACGGUGCUGCGUUUAUGAUGGUGAAUAUGUCAGGGCGUUUCGCUGGCCAGCGGGCGGCUCUGCUGUCCCCUCCUCUGAAGGAGAAUGACACCCACUGUGUCCUGUUCCAAUACUACAUGUCCGGACGCGGAGACGCAGGCAGCAAUGGGGGCCACCUCAAUGUCUAUGUGAAGGAGAAUGGUAGCCCCAUUGGCAUGCCUGUGUGGAACACCUCCUCCAUCCCCCAGCCCUCCUCGCGCACCUGGAUUCAGGUGGAGCUGGCCAUCAGCAUCUACUGGCCCAACUUUUACCAGAUCAUUUUUGAGGUGGUGACGUCUGGAAGAAGAGGCCUCAUCGCUCUGAAGAAUGUAGCCAUCCUGGGACACCAAUGCAUGAACACUCCUCACUUCCAGACCAUCAAAGGGGUGGAGGUGAACGCGGGGCAGACGGCAACGUUUCACUGCACAGUCAACGGCCUUCACAAAGACAACUUCAACCUCUGGCUGCAGGGCACCAAUGGCCGCGAGGCCCCCAUGAAGGCCACCAAGCCGUGGAACAACCGGCGCUUCAUCGGAACGUUCGACGUGGAGAACACAACCACAGGGGAUUCCGGACUCUACCGCUGCCUGGUGCAUUCUGGGACGGGAGCUGGCGUCACCAACUACGGAGAUCUCACCAUCAAACAGCCCCCUGUACCCAUUGCCCCUCCGCAGCUGACAGCAGUGGGGGCCACCUACCUGUGGAUCCAGCUCAACGCCAACUCCAUCAACGGAGACGGGCCCAUCAUCAGCCGACAGGUGGAGUACCGCACGCUGAGUGGCAGCAUGUAUGACCUGCAGCCGGUGGACAAGGCCACCCAUAAGAUCGGACACCUGGACCCCGACACCGAGUACCAGAUCAGCGUGCUCCUCAGCAGACCACUAGAGGGCGGAACUGGGGCCCCCGGACCCCCCCUCAGGGCCAAGACCAAGUGCGCAGAGCCCAUGGCGGGUCCGCGUCGUGUGGAGGUUAUUGAUGUACAGGCGCGUCAGGUGACGGUGCGCUGGGAGCCGUUUGGAUACAACGUGACGCGCUGCCACAGCUACAACCUCACUGUGCAGUACCGCCAACGCUCACCAGGAGGCGCUGAAGAGGGCCAGAGUCGUGAGGAGCUGUGUCUGGGCUCCACUACUCCGCAGCACACCAUCCACAACCUGACGCCCUUCUCCAACCUCAGCCUGAGGCUCCUGCUGCGGAACCCGGAGGGCAGCAAGGAGAGCAACGAGAUACACGUGCAGACCGAGGAGGACGUCCCUGGUGCGGUGCCUCUGGACUCCAUCCAGGCCACCGUACACGAGGAGAAGAUCCACCUGAAAUGGAAGGAGCCACUGCAGACAUAUGGAGUCAUCACUCAGUACGAGGUCACCUACAAGGCAGUGAGCUCCUUCGACAUGGCCUUGGAUCUGACCAAUCAGAGCGGCCGGGUGGUGAAACUGGCCAAUGAGACGACGGCAGUGUUCCUUGGCCUCUUCCCUGGCACCACCUACUCCUUCACCCUCAGAGGCAGCACCCAGAGAGGAUACGGACCCCCCUCCAUCACACAGGCCACCACACGCAUAUCAGCUCCCUCUAUGCCUGCUUAUGAUCAAGAGAUGUCCAUCAACCAGACUGACAGCACAGUGACGGUUCUUCUAAAGCCAGCCAAGAGCAGAGGAGCUCCUAUCAGUCUGUACCAGGUGGUGGUGGAGGAGGAGCGUCCUCGGCGUGCGCGGCGUGCCACGGGGGGGUCGGCGGCGGCCGCAAUGGCGUCGGCCGAGAUCCUGCGCUGCUACCCGCUGCCCGUCCACUUCCUCAACGCCAGCCAGCCCGCUGUCAUGGGCAUGGCCAAUGGCUGGAGAUACUACUACGCCGCACAGUUUCCUGCCAGCCGACUGCAGCAGGGGCCGCUCUCCUUCACGGUGGGCGACAACCAGACAUACGGCGGCUUCUGGAACGCACCCUUGCUGCCACAUAAGAGCUACAGCGUCUACUACCAGGCUGUCAGCACCGCCAACGGGGAGACUAAAAUAGACUGUGUGCGGGUCGCCACUAAAGCUGCUAUACUGCUGACUCAGUUGACGACUCCGUACCUACGAGUGGCUCCAGCUGCCGCCGGCGACAACCAGCUGACAGGUGCCGCCACCCAUAAGCCAGACGCGGUGGAGCCAGAGAAGCAGACAGACCACACAGUGAAGAUUGCUGGGGUCAUCGCCGGGGUACUGCUCUUCGUCAUCAUCUUCCUUGGGGUGGUGCUGCUCAUGAAGAAAAGAAGACACUAUCAGUCCUACACUUACUACCUGAAACUGGCUAAGAAGCGCAAAGAGACGCUGAGCAGCACGAGGCAGGAGAUGACAGUGAUGGUCAACUCCAUGGACAAGAGCUACACGGAGCAGGGCACCAACUGCGACGAGGCCCUCUCCUUCAUGGACACGCACACACUCAACACCAACGCCGCCAGGAGUGCAUCCUCCCCCUCCUCUUUCACCCUGAAGAGUAGCACCCUCAAGAGCAAAAGCCUCACCAGCUCUUACUACCCAGAUCCAUUUGUGCCGACAGCCAUAUUAGACGAGGGCCAGACCAUGGGCAGUGACACGAGCAGCCUGGUGCAGUCCCACUCCCACUCCCUCACACACACCUUCAAGAAGCAGCGGGAGCGCGAACGGGAGCGGGAGCGAGGAGGAGAGCGGGAGGGGGCGGGGCCUGUGGAGGGCGUGGCCUACCAGACGGGUCAGCUCCACCCCGCCAUCCGUGUGGCCGACCUGCUGCAGCACAUCACCCAGAUGAAGCGCUCGGAGGGAUAUGGCUUCAAGGAGGAGUACGAGAGUUUUUUUGAAGGACAGGCCGCACCAUGGGACUCAGCCAAGAAGGAGGAGAACAGAAUGAAGAACCGCUACGGGAACAUCAUAGCAUAUGAUCAUUCCAGAGUUCGCCUGCAGGCUGUGGACGGGGAGAAGAGUUCUGAUUAUAUUAAUGCAAAUUACGUUGAUGGUUACCACAGGCCUAACCAUUACAUCGCCACACAAGGUCCAAUGCAGGAGACAGUGAUUGACUUCUGGAAGAUGGUGUGGCAAGAGAACACAGCUACCAUCGUCAUGGUCACCAACCUAGUUGAAGUUGGCAGGGUAAAGUGCUGUAAGUACUGGCCGGAUGACACUGAGGUCUACAGAGACAUGAAGGUCACUCUCAUCGAGACACAGCUCCUGUCUGAGUAUGUCAUCAGAACCUUCGCUGUCGAGAAGCGAGGGGCGCACGAGAUCCGCGAGAUCCGGCAGUUCCACUUCACAGGGUGGCCGGAUCACGGGGUGCCGUACCACGCCACCGGGCUCCUGGGGUUCGUACGCAGGGUCAAGGCCCUCAACCCAGCCAGCACCGCCGGACCCAUGGUGGUACACUGCAGUGCGGGGGCGGGCCGAACAGGCUGUUUCAUCGUGAUUGACAUCAUGCUGGACAUGGCAGAGAGGGAGGGAGUCGUGGACAUCUACAACUGUGUGAGAGAGCUGCGUUCACGACGCGUCAACAUGGUGCAGACAGAGGAGCAGUACGUGUUUAUCCAUGACGCCAUAUUGGAGGCGUGUCUUUGCGGUGACACCACCAUCCCAGCCAAUCAGCUGCGGUCUAUCUACUAUGAAAUGAACAGAUUGGACCCCCAGACCAACUCCAGCCAGAUCAAGGAGGAGUUCAGGACGUUGAACAUGGUGACUCCCACGUUGCGCGUAGAGGACUGCAGCAUCGCGCUGUUGCCACGCAACCACGAGAAGAACCGCUGCAUGGACGUCUUGCCUCCGGACCGCUGCCUGCCGUUCCUCAUCACCAUCGACGGGGAGUCCAGCAACUACAUCAACGCAGCCCUUAUGGACAGCUACAAGCAGCCAUCCGCCUUCAUCGUUACCCAGCAUCCCUUGCCCAACACGGUCAAGGACUUCUGGCGGCUGGUACUCGACUACCACUGCACAUCCAUUGUCAUGCUCAAUGAUGUUGACCCAGCACAGCUGUGUCCUCAGUACUGGCCUGAGAACGGUGUGCACCGCCACGGCCCCCUACAGGUCGAGUUUGUCAGUGCAGAUCUGGAGGAGGAUGUCAUCAGCAGGAUAUUCCGCAUCUAUAACGCGGCACGGCCUCAAGAUGGCUAUCGGAUGGUGCAGCAGUUCCAGUUCCUGGGUUGGCCAAUGUACCGAGACACCCCCGUCUCCAAACGCUCCAUACUAAAACUCAUACACCAGGUGGACAAGUGGCAAGAGGAAUACGAUGGAGCAGAGGGACGCACCGUAGUACACUGCCUUAACGGCGGUGGCCGCAGUGGGACAUACUGUGCCAUCAGCAUCGUGAGCGAGACGCUGCGCCACCAGCGCUCCGUAGACGUAUUCAACGCCGUCAAGACGCUACGCAACAACAAGCCCAACAUGGUGGACAUGCUGGACCAGUACAAGUUCUGCUAUGAAGUGGCUCUGGAAUACCUGAACUCUGGAUGAUAAGGGCCUGAGCGUGUGUGUGUGUGCGUG